This is a messenger RNA of Pezoporus flaviventris, 2556 nucleotides long. RefSeq lists its product as uncharacterized. The record is from RefSeq and is a predicted model, not a curated record. Bases 82 to 1779 code for a protein of 565 amino acids. Gene Ontology annotation, molecular function: actin filament binding; beta-catenin binding. The transcript is spliced from 4 exons. Gene Ontology annotation, biological process: cell-cell adhesion; cell migration. Gene Ontology annotation, cellular component: adherens junction; catenin complex. Lineage: Eukaryota; Metazoa; Chordata; Aves; Psittaciformes; Psittacidae.
GCCUGCAGGGAGGGAAGCCUCCUUUCCCCUGAUGGCUGGGAGAGUUUCCUGCGGGUCCAAGCCACGUUUUCACGUGCUCAGAUGAGCACCGAAGCGUUGCUCGAGAAGGCAGCAUCCUUUGAGAGCUCCUGUGUGGUGGGCAGGGCCAGGCUGGAGCUGCUCUGUGUGCAGUGGGCUGUGAGCACACGCAUCCUGCUGGGUGCUGUGGAUCAGUUCGUAGGCAGGGAUGUGCUGCUCCUGGGGGAGCUGAGGAGCGCCGUGAGGAACAAGCUCUGCCCUCAGAGCCUCCUGGCUGCGGUGUCCGAGCGCUCCCUGAGGCUGCAGGAGGCCGCCCUGCUCUCCUCAUCCUGCCCUGACUCCCAUGGGCACAGUGAGAUCCGAGUGCUCAGGGAGGAGAUCCAGGUGCUGAUGGAAGCACUGCUGGAGGCCUCCAGCACCCUCCUGCUCUCCCCACUGCCUAAUGCCAGCCUGGGCGUUCGCUGUGAGCUCCUGCACAGGGAUCUGGCCCUCAGGGCCAAGGCGCUGCUGCUCCACCUGGAGAAGGUCAACGCCGACCACUUGCAGGUGAUCAGGGACGUUGUUGGACCUGCCCUGAUGCCCCUGUCCCAGGAGGAGAGGGCAAGGAGCAAAGAGGCCUUUGAAGAGAAGGCAAACAGGCUCAUGGCAAACAUCCAGUGGGUCAGAAGCACCCUCCACCACGUCCUGGGGGCCAACGUUCAACUGGAGUUGGAGGCAAACCUGCUCUCCAUCGCAGAGCACCUCCUGGUCCUCACGUCCAACGCAGUGGGCAGCGCCAGGCAGCUCUUCCAGAGCCACCGGGAUGAGGAGCAUCUCCACCUGGAGAGCACUGUCUGGUGCUGGUCUGCAAAGGCACACUACCUCGUCAGGCAGCUUCAGGCUGUCCAGGGCAUCGGUGGGGAUGUUCUGGAGCUCAUCAGACACCGCCUGCAGAACACAGGAGACCAGAGCUUCCCAAGGCAACUCAGAAGCACAGCCAAGCUCUUCCCGGCCCUGGAUGCUCAGAGCCACGCCAGGUCAGCAGAGACUUGCCCAAGCAGGAGUGGAGGAGCAAGUGGAGCUGCCAGGGAGGCACCUGCAAUGCACCACAAGGGUCCUGCCAGCACCUCCCCUGCCAGCAGCCCUUUGAAGCACGAGAGACAAAGCAGUGACAUGGGGCAGGGUGGCCCCAGCAAGAUGUCCCAGGUCACCAAGGACACGGCAGCAAGAAUGCUCCACAUGACUCAGUUCCUCAGGAGGAAGGGCCCCAUCACAAGCAAGGACCAGCUCGUUGCCUGCGCGAGGCAGAUGGCUCUGGAUGGGCAGGAGUUUGUCACCUUUGGCCGUGCCGUGGCCAAGCUCUGUCUGGACAGAAGGUGCUCCAUGGAGCUGCUGCGUGCCACCGAGCAGGCCCUCACCAUCAGCAGCCAGCUCGGCAUCGUGGCCAGGGUCUGCGCCAGCCCCCGCCGGACUCUGAGGAAGCAGCAGCAGCUGCGUUUUGCAUGCAGUGGAGAAGAAACCUGUUCCUGCACAGAGCCAAAGAGUCCUUCACCUCAGACAGGGAUGAACUGGGGCUGCGCAGGACUCAGGCCAGAGCCGAGCCCUCCCUGGUGGGGAUGGUGCAAGACCAAGCACUGCACACCAAGGACACCCCUGAGCACCCAAAAGCUGUUAAAGGAUGUACAAUUAGGGUGGCCACCUGUGGAAAGAGGAAGGGGCUUGUGCUUCCUUUUGGUGAGUGAACAGAGAAUGAUGCCACAACACAGGGCAGGCAGCCUGUGAUGAGGUACCUUCACUGUUACCACUUUCAGUAGCUGCCAGUUCCCUGUUCUUCAGUGCCCAAGAUGUGAACAGAAGGAGGUAGGAACACACUGGUAGCGGCACCAGCAGAUCUGGCUGGGGGGAAUAAGCAGGGACAGGCCAAGGGGAAUGGCUUGAACCUGCCCGAGGGGAGACUGAGCUGAGCUCUUAGGCAGAAGCUCUUCCCUGUGAGGGUGCUGAGGCGCUGGCACAGGGUGCCCAGAGAAGCUGUGGCUGCCCCAUCCCUGGCAGUGUUCAAGGCCAGGUUGGACACAGGGGCUUGGAGCAAGCUGCUCCAGUGGAAGGUGUCCCUGCCCGUGGCAGGGGUUGGGACUGGAUGAGCUUUAAGGUCCCUUCAACCCAAACCAGGCUGGGAUCCCAUGAAGGAUCAGGGGUUCUGUGAACAACCCAACUGCUCAUCUCCCACUCAAGGAAGCCACCGAGCUGGAAGGUCCUUCUCAGGCCCCGAUCUUUAGCACUUUAUCAACCUGUUUUGCAACCAUCCCUUUACUUCUCAGGGUAACAAUCCUAAAUACUGCACAGGAAGGGCAGCCAGAGAGGUAGAGCCCUGCAGCAGGCUCAUACACUAAACAUGAAGUCAGGAGGGUAACAUGCACUACAGAAGCUGGAGGAAAGAUGCACUGAAUGAGAAGGAAGCCUAAGGGAGUUAAUUCAGGCAUCACCGAGAUCUGAAACACAAACCAGGAGUGCAAUUGUUCUGUCUUUGCAAGAAUAAAUGGAUUUCAUUUGCACUACGAA